UUCCAUUGAAUGAGUAGCGGAAGUAGACUCGGACACUCGCUGGUCCUCAUUUUGACAGGAGUGAACGCACAAUUCAGUGAAGAGGGAACAAGCUGCCUAAAGUUUGAAAUGGUGGACUCUCAGUAUUACCUCCCAAAUGACAUCGGGAUCUCUGCUCUGGAUUGCCGGGAGGCUUUCAGGCUGCUGUCUCCCAAAGAGCAAUUGUAUGCACACUACCUCUCUCGAGCGUCCUGGUACGGUGGCCUGGCCGUGCUGAUCCAGACGUCUCCUGAGUCCGCCAACAUCUACGUACUGCUGCAAAAAUUGUUCCGCGCACAGACGCCACUGCAGCUGAAGGCAACGGCGACUGCAGCUGGACUGAGCGCAGAGGAAUAUCAGGCCUUCCUCGUAUAUGCUGCUGGGAUUUAUGCAAACAUGGGGAACUACAAGUCCUUUGGGGACACCAAAUUUAUCCCCAACCUACCAAAGGAGAAGUUCAAGGCUCUUGUGUGGGAGAGCCUGGUGUUUGAGGAGAGCCCCGAAGACAUAGAGGCGCUGUGGGGCUGCUGCUCUGAGCCCCUCUACUCCCUAGAAGACAAGCUGAAACAGCUCGGUCUGGGUGACAAGGGGAUCACGACUUACUUCUCAGGGAACUGCAGCUUAGAAGAUGCAGAGUUUGCCCAGAAAUUUCUGGACUCCAAGAAACUGAGUGCCUACAACACCCGUCUGUUCAAGACUGAAAUAGAUGGGAAGCGGUGCUAUGAGGUGCGUUUGGCGUCUGCUGAAAAGGCGGACUGCUGUGAUGCUGAGAAGGGUAGUGAAACUUUUUGUGGUAGAUAUGAAUUUGAGGAUGCUGUGUUCUCUGUUAAGAGGGGCGAUUAUUCCUUUCUUAUGGAGAAAGUGUGUCAGAACUUGGAAAAAGCCAAGGCUCAUGCAGCCAAUGAGAACCAGAAAAAGAUGCUGGAGGAGUACAUCCGCAGUUUCACCUAUGGUUCAGUGGAAGCCCAUAAAGAAGGGUCUCGUUUCUGGAUCAAAGACAAAGGACCUAUUGUGGAGAGUUACAUUGGGUUUAUUGAGAGCUACAGAGAUCCAUUUGGCUCAAGAGGUGAAUUUGAAGGUUUUGUUGCCGUGGUGAACAAGGCCAUGAGUGCUCGCUUUGCUCAGUUGGUGGGCUCGGCCGAGGUCUUGCUUCCAGAGCUGCCUUGGCCUCCUGCCUUUGAGAAGGACAGCUUCCUCAAGCCAGACUUCACCUCUCUGGACGUACUCACCUUCGCCGGCAGCGGCAUCCCUGCAGGAAUCAACAUUCCAAACUAUGACGACAUCAGACAGACAGAAGGUUUCAAGAACGUGUCCCUUGGGAAUGUGCUGGCUGUUGCGUAUGCCACGCAGAAAGACAAGCUCACCUUUCUUGAGGAGAAAGACAAGGACCUGUACAUCAAAUGGAAAGGGCCUUCUUUUGAGGUGCAGGUUGGACUCCAUGAGCUGCUGGGGCAUGGCAGUGGGAAGCUCUUUGUUCAGGAUGAUAAGGGAAAAUUCAACUUUGAUGAAACUGCUGUACGUAAUCCAGAAACAGGGGAACUGAUCUCGAGCUGGUACAAGGGCAGCGAGACAUGGGACAGCAAGUUCUCCACUAUCGCCUCGUCCUAUGAGGAGUGUCGGGCUGAGUGUGUAGGUCUCUACCUGUGUCUCAACAAACAGGUGCUCAGUAUUUUCGGGCAUGAAGGAGAUGAUGCUGAGGAGGUGGUGUAUGUGAACUGGCUGACCAUGGUGCGUGCUGGCCUGCUAGGUCUGGAGUUCUACACGCAAGAGAGCAAGAGCUGGAGACAGGCACACAUGCAGGCCCGGUUUGUGAUUUUGCGGGUUCUGCUGGAGGCUGGAGAGGGGCUGGUUGGUCUGAAGGAGUGCACGGGGACAGAUGGACGACCAGACGCUGUCAUAACACUCGACCGCAGCAAGAUCCACACAGUGGGCAAGAGCGCCAUCCAGAGGUUCCUCUGUAAACUGCAGGUGCACAAGGCGACAGCCGACGUAGAGGGAGGAAGGGCUCUGUAUGAAGGAUACUCUGCUGUAACUUCUGACGGCGCCCACGAUUUCCUGCGCCUCAGAGAGACGGUUCUGCUCCGUAAGGAAGCUCGUAAGAUGUUUGUCCAGGCUAACACCUUCUUCAAAGAUGACGCUGUGAAGCUGGUUGAGUACGAAGGCAGCGCUGAAGGGCUCAUCCAGUCCUUCGUUGAACGCUUCCCCGAAGAUGACGAGGAGGUAGAGACCCAGCUGCUGGAAAUGACCCGCGCGGAUUCCACCUGCUGGUGCUGAGAGGACACAGUGCUGUGGAAGUCCUCUCAGACGAGUAUUGGACCACACUGAGUCACAGCAACUUUCGGAAAUGAACAAAAGGCUGCAGAGUACACUGGUAAUGAUUAUAAAACCAUUCACACAUGGGAGGAAGGAAGAACCUCACUUUAAAAACGGGAACAUAACCCCAAGUGCUUUACCCUUCCACUAUUUUUAUUUAUUUUUUGUCUAUUCAGUUCUAAACAAAGGCAAUUCUGAUUAGAGCUUUGAUUAGAAAUUCCUGGUCCUGCUUCGAAUCUGACCGCAGCCCACGCUUCCCACAUAGGCAUGUGAAAGCGCUGAUGAGUGAACUUGCCGUGUGAGGGUGGGAAUUAUGUAAUCACAACACGUAACACACUUUCUCAACUUACUUUAAAAUGGAAACAAACGCUGCGCUAACUACAGAUCAUAUCUAGUGUAGUGUUAAUAUGCUGAUUCACAUCUAGGAGAAAUGGUUGUAUUCAUUCCUAAGAAUAUAAGUUGUUCAUUGGUUUACAGGCUGUUCGGUUCCUCCAAGUGUUCAGUGUGGACUGUGAAAAUCAACAGUCCCUACCAAAUAAAACCAAGUAUUUCCGAACAUAUUGUAUUUUUGUUUACUUUCAAAAUACCAAAACAUUUGUACAAUGCAUUUCAUAUAAAUAUUAUCAUGAUACAAGGUGAACAAUAAGAUAAUAUCCAGUAACUCAAUACUGACCAUCUCAUAAAUGAGAAAUUUCCAUAACUGGUUAAUUACCCACACAGUUUUUACAUUAGAAAAGACUAAAAGGCGGGGAAAAAAUUGAAAACUGAAAGUCGUGAUAUUGAAUCAAGUCAUUAAUAACCAACCUAUAAUACAAUUCUAAGUAAUAAAACAAGAGGAAAUGCCUUUUAAUUUAGCCCAAUGACAUGUCACACAACACCUGAACACCAUCCAUUAUCAGUAAUGGACAUAAAAAUAAGCUGAUUUGUGCAUUUUGCACUCUUAAAGGGACAAUGUGUACUUUGUAUUUUAUUAUUUAAAAUCAGUAUUUUUAUUCAUAAAUAUGUCCUCAAUGGUGUACAAAAACCUCUGCCAAUUAUCUGACUUAUCCUCAUAAACAAAAAAUGUAUUAUCUUUAUAUACAUGGGACGGGUUGGUCCAUGGAGGCUUCCAUGUAGUUCCGCCAUCUUGAAAAACUAUAAUAGCAGAGAGGGACAAAAAGUACUAGACCAACGCAUUUUCGUUCAGAGCCAGCCAGCGUCACAUGACUGAAAGCAGGAGAAACGGAGGAGCAGAGCAGUGAGAGGCACUUGUCACGGCCCCGGGUGCAUUGCAAAUCCUUGUCGCCAGAAAAGUCCAAAAUAGAUCGUAAAAGGAAACGUGA
Pimephales promelas (fathead minnow) is the source of this 3653-nucleotide messenger RNA. It is a transcript of the gene dpp3, whose product is annotated as dipeptidyl peptidase 3. Lineage: Eukaryota; Metazoa; Chordata; Actinopteri; Cypriniformes; Leuciscidae. Gene Ontology annotation, cellular component: cytoplasm. The record is from RefSeq and is a predicted model, not a curated record. Gene Ontology annotation, molecular function: dipeptidyl-peptidase activity; metalloexopeptidase activity. Gene Ontology annotation, biological process: proteolysis.